This is a messenger RNA of Solanum verrucosum, 738 nucleotides long. RefSeq names its product UDP-glycosyltransferase 71K1-like. Lineage: Eukaryota; Viridiplantae; Streptophyta; Magnoliopsida; Solanales; Solanaceae. The record is from RefSeq and is a predicted model, not a curated record. Gene Ontology annotation, molecular function: UDP-glycosyltransferase activity.
AUGGAGCGAAGCUCCUCUGCUCCAGAGGGCAGUCGAAUUAGAUAUAUCACACUUGCUAAAAUCGAACUGCCAUCUUCAGAAGAACUAGCAAAUGAAGAUGAAGAAUUCAUGAAAUGGCUAGACCAGCAGCCACCUUCCUCUGUUCUUUUUCUGUGCUUUGGAAGUGCGGGUAUUUUUGAGCCAUCACAGCUUAUCGAGAUGGCAAUUGGACUGGAACAAAGUGGAGUUAGGUUCUUGUGGUCAAUACGUCUGCCUGUGGAUGCUGAAACUACAAAAUUAGAGGAGAUAUUGCCGGAAGGGUUCUUGGAGAGGACAAAAAACAGAGGAAUAGUAUGUGGAUGGGCACCCCAAGUCGAUAUCUUGGCUCACAAAGCCACUUUUGCAUUCAUUUUUCAUUGUGGAUGGAAUUCGACCCUAGAGAGUCUAUGGCAUGGAGUACCAAUUGUGACAUGUCCCAUUUAUGCAGAACAACACAUUAAUGCAUUUCAAUUGGUGAGAGAUAUUGAGGUGGCAGUGGAGAUGACAUUGAAUUAUAGGAUGCACCAUAUUGAUCAUCGCGAAAUUUUGAAGGCAGAGGAGAUGGAGAAAGCUAUAACAUGCAUAAUGGACAGUGAAAAUCCCACAAGGAAAAAGGUCAAAGACAUGGGAGAGAUUUUCAGGAUGGCGUUGAUGGAGGGUGGAUCUUCUUACAUUUCUCUAGGACGAUUCAGUGAAACUAUUCUUGAUUACUGUAAUUGA